Phytophthora nicotianae INRA-310 is the source of this 2159-nucleotide messenger RNA. RefSeq lists its product as hypothetical. The record is from RefSeq and is a predicted model, not a curated record. Lineage: Eukaryota; Oomycota; Peronosporomycetes; Peronosporales; Peronosporaceae. Bases 215 to 1966 code for a protein of 583 amino acids. Gene Ontology annotation, molecular function: NAD+ kinase activity. The transcript has a single exon. Gene Ontology annotation, biological process: NADP+ biosynthetic process; NAD+ metabolic process.
AGCUUGUCCCAUACUGAGCGCAAGUCAAGCGUAACGACACCUCCACUUUGAUAUCGGUCAAGCAAUCGCGAGCCAGCCGCUGUCGUUGCACACUGCCAUCCACCACAGUGCACUUGACUGUCAAGCCCCUGAACGCUCUAGCAAACGGAGCCAGUGAGACCCGUGCUUCUGCCCAGUCCCUGUCUCUUGUCGCUCGACGUCACACCCCAUCGGCAUGAGCGAUUCUCCCCAGCCCUCGGAUGACGCAGACGUCAAGGCGCCAUUCCCGAGUCUGCCGUCCGUGCCCGAAGCCGAGGAGCUCACGCCCCCGAAGCUCAAGCAGAUCGUCGACCUGCGUGACACCAACCACGCCGACCUGGCUAGGAUGGGCUUCACCGAUAGCCACUACGACGCCGCCGUCGCUUCAGGCUCUGUCGCGCUCGUGGAUCUAGGCGACGAGACGCAACAGCAACUGGCCCCGCGCUCAAGGCUCCCGUCGUAUGCGUCGUCCUCUGGAGACGGAUACUCGUUGGAGGGGGAUCUACAUGGAAUCAACGAGCAAUUACAGCGUGUCCUGGCGUUCUGUGAAACGCAGCGAGAGAAUCCUCUGCGGCUGCAGGCCAAGAUCAAUGACCUGCAGGAGCAAUUACGUCAGGCCAUCGCCGAGAAGAACUACUGGAUGAAGCGCUGUAAGGACCUCACGGGCCACCAUCCCCCAGCCGCCGAAGUCGCCAAGGUGGACCUACAGUGCGUCAAGAGCCGCCCGCGCAAGCGCACCAACUCAGAGCUCAUUCUGAUCGCCGACACGUGGGCGCAACCUGGUCGCGACGGCAUCUACAGCGAGGACACCUCGAGCGUCGUGGAAAGCGAUGCCUCGUCGACCUACAGCGAAGCGGAGCUCGUGGACGAUGGUGCCGCGCCGCGCUCCUGUUUCCGGCUACUACAGUGUUCUGAUGAACAAUGCGAGGUAUUCACCCCCAUGAACCGCAGCAUCCGCACACAGCACCGCUCGCGCAACAAUGUCCAGCUCAUGUGGGACGAGCCGCCCAAGACUGUGCUAAUUGUUAAGAAGCCUAAUGAACCCGACACGACCGAGAUGCUGGUGGGGCUGACGUCGUGGCUGCACAAGGAGAAAAAUAUCGACGUUUACUUGGAACCGGCAGUGCACGAAGAGCUUAAGCUGCCCAAUACCAAGACAUGGGGCAGUAAGCCGCAGGACUGGAUCGAGUGUCAGAGUAAGAUCGACUUUGUGAUCUCGCUAGGUGGUGAUGGAACGGUGCUGUGGGUCUCAUCGCUCUUCAGCAAGAGCGUGCCGCCCGUCUUCUCGUUGGCCAUGGGAUCGCUAGGAUUCCUGACUCCGUUUGACGCUGAGAACGCUGUGGAACAUCUCACUAGUGUCAUCAACGGCGGCUUCUACAUGUCCCUGCGCUCGCGUCUUUCGUGUACCAUCUAUCGUGGCUGCAAGGAGCGUGAAAUCGCAGGUAACCUGCACGCGCUCAACGAAAUUGUGGUCGAGCGUGGUCCAUCGGGUGCGCUUGUAGAGCUCAACUGCUACUGCGAUGGCCUAGAGAUCACCAAGAUUGCUGCGGAUGGCAUUAUCAUCGCCACACCGACGGGCUCUACAGCGUACUCGUUGUCGGCUGGUGGUUCAAUGGCGCACCCUUCUGUGCCUUCGAUGCUGUUCACGCCGAUCUGUCCGCACACACUGAGCUUCCGACCUCUGAUCUUCCACGACAGUGCCACGUUGAAGAUAGAGUUCCCUACUACGAGUCGUUCGUCGGCGUGCUAUGUGUCGUUUGAUGGCAAGAACCGUGUGCGUCUUGAACGUGGUGACAGUAUUGUUGUUCGUGUGUCGUCUUACCCGCUGCCUUCGAUCUGUCGGGUGAACGAGAACCAGGACUGGUUCGAAUCCAUGAUCACCAACCUUAACUGGAACCAACGUCGCGCUCAGAAGCCGUGGCAGGCACCUGUCACCAGCAAGAUUUAGUCCAGCCAAGCGUAAUUUCUUGGCCGCGGACUACCUGGGGUACGAUGGCGGACAAAUGAUUGAUGCAGCACGCAUGCUCCGUGGACUUUGCCUUCAGUGCUUGCGCCGCUGACCUUGCACGCGAGUUUUUUUUUCUUCUGCAUCAGUGUAAAAUAUUUAAGCCAAAUGCAAAGUGAACUUUUAGCUUUCCUUA